GUGGAUUCGUGUGUCAAUCGGAGCGCGCUCCCGGUGCAUAUGGUGGAGGGAAGCCACGUUGACACCAAUUAAUGCUUUACCGCUUGAAACCGCGAGCAGAACAGAAGCUUCCGUUCGUUGUGUCGUUGAAGGUGUGACAUCAGCACAAUGAGUGUUGGGUUUAUCGGAGCGGGUCAGCUGGCACACGCGCUGGUCAAAGGCUUCACAGCGGCCGGUGUAAUCACUGCCGGUCGAAUCACAGCCAGUGCUCCUGACAUGGAUCUGCCCACUGUGUCCGGUCUGAGGAAAAUGGGUGUCAAUUUUACCACAAGCAACAAAGAAGCGACACACAAGAGUGAUGUUCUGUUCCUGGCGGUCAAACCUCACAUCAUUCCCUUCGUUCUGGAUGAAAUCGGUCCAGAUAUUGAGGAUCGGCAUCUCAUCGUCUCCUGUGCUGCCGGGGUCACCAUCAGCUCCAUUGAGAAGAAACUGCUUCAGUAUCGGACGGCACCGAAGGUGAUGCGCUGUAUGACCAACACUCCAGUGGUGGUGCGGGAGGGGGCGACGGUUUACGCCACAGGAACGCACGCAGAGGUGGAGGACGGCAAACUCCUGGAGCAGCUGAUGGCCAGCGUGGGUUUCUGUACGGAGGUGGAGGAAGACCUCAUCGAUGCCGUGACGGGUCUCAGUGGUAGCGGACCGGCUUACGCUUUCACAGCGCUCGAUGCUCUCGCUGACGGUGGGGUGAAGAUGGGGUUGCCACGGAGACUGGCACUGAGACUGGGAGCACAGGCGUUACUGGUAUGAAACAUGUUACUUCACAGACAUACUGUCAUGUUUUAAUAAAAGUUUAUGACGUGUGCUUGAGCGUUUAAUGAAAUGAAAGUUGUGAUGGAACUUUUGUUAAAUGUUAAAGGUUCAAAAGACAGAAAGGGCUGAAUUAUAAUCUGGAGAGUUGUUUGAAAGCGAGACUCUUGUCCUAUAUCAUUGUUUGUGCUACAUGACAGUGUAUCUUUAAAUACUUCACAU
Triplophysa rosa is the source of this 1008-nucleotide messenger RNA. RefSeq names its product pyrroline-5-carboxylate reductase 1b (gene pycr1b). The transcript has 6 exons. Bases 148 to 786 code for a protein of 212 amino acids. NCBI's taxonomy places the organism in Eukaryota, Metazoa, Chordata, Actinopteri, Cypriniformes, Nemacheilidae. The record is from RefSeq and is a predicted model, not a curated record. Gene Ontology annotation, biological process: L-proline biosynthetic process. Gene Ontology annotation, molecular function: pyrroline-5-carboxylate reductase activity.